Rotaria socialis is the source of this 1032-nucleotide messenger RNA. NCBI's taxonomy places the organism in Eukaryota, Metazoa, Rotifera, Eurotatoria, Philodinida, Philodinidae. The record is from the annotation of a GenBank genome assembly.
AUGGUUUUAACAUUAUUGUGUCAUUUUUUAGCAACGCCUACUGUCACAACAUUACAAAGUACACCCCCAGUUCCCAGUAUUCCUCUCUGUUCUAUUAAUGCGACAUGGAAGAGAGAGGGUGUAACAGUAGCUGGCUUUUUCAACAGUACAGCUGAUUCAUCACUGAGUGGACUUUAUUAUCCUGAAGAUUUUGUUGUCGAUCCCGUGGGAAAUUUGUAUAUUCUAGACUUUCUCAAUCGUCGUAUUCUUUAUUGGCCGACGAAUUCGACCGAAGGCCGAAGCAUUGCGGGCACUCGAGUAUCUGACGCGGAACCGAAUCAACUCAGAUCUCCACAUGUGUCAAAAGGACGGUUGUACACAUUUGAUUCGUCUGUAUUAAGUAUUGUAUGGUUUCCACUUAACAUAUCAGGUGGCUCACCCAAUCGUACCAUAGUAAAGCAAUGCAACCCAGAUGGUACUAAUAUUACGCUUUCUUCUAUUGUUAUCGCGUUUGACGGAGUGCGCAAGCUGUUUUACAUUACUGGCUAUGAGAAUCCAAGUCUUAUUAUUAUUAUGAAUAUAACUGACGAUUGUAUGGUAAUGAUAACCAAAAGUACUUUCACACUAACCAAUGGUUUGAUGUUAGAACAUCCAUGCUCAAUUCUUGUUGACGAGACAUCAGGUUCCUUCUACGUAUUAGACAUGGCACUGAAAAUCAUGGCGAAGUACUCAUUCGGUUCUACAACAGGCACCAUAAUCAUAAGUGGUUUAUUAAACAACAUGGACUCUACUGGCUACGGCAGUUGUGGGAAAAUGGGAUUUGAUUCAUCUGGACAACUAUACAUGACUGAUUCUGGUCAGUUCCGAGUCGUUCAGUUAGUCAAUGAUAAAGGUGGCAUGCGCACUGUUGCAGGCAUGGGAUUUGCUGGUAAUUCUAAUAAGCGUCUUCAGUAUCCAAAACAUUUCGGCUUUGAUGCUCACCACAAUCUUUAUGUUAGCGACAGUCCAAACCACAGAGUACAACGCUUCGAUUUGCUCAACAACGGCUGCUGA